This is a messenger RNA of Triticum aestivum (bread wheat), 1359 nucleotides long. RefSeq lists its product as uncharacterized. The record is from RefSeq and is a predicted model, not a curated record. The transcript is spliced from 4 exons. NCBI's taxonomy places the organism in Eukaryota, Viridiplantae, Streptophyta, Magnoliopsida, Poales, Poaceae. Gene Ontology annotation, biological process: regulation of root meristem growth. Gene Ontology annotation, molecular function: growth factor activity. Bases 590 to 1045 code for a protein of 151 amino acids.
ACACCCCACGCACGCACGCAAGGUCCUUCGAUCCGAGGACACCACCACCACAGAAGCACGCCUCGCCGUGGCGGGCGCGCGCGCAUGGCGGCGCAUUCCCAGGGACAGAAAAGAACAAGCCCCCCGCCUUCCAAUUCCGUCCGCGUCGGCCGCGCCGAGGCGGCGGAGGAGGCACGUACUCCUCCCCUCCCCUGUCUGCAUGGCCGGUGCGUGCAUGCGUGCGUGCGCGCACCGGAGAUCGCCCGAGGUUUUUCUGUACUACAUCCUCCAUGGCCGGGACCAUGGCAUCGGUGCCUGCGCGCGCGCCGGCGACAGGCCGCGGAUUAAGAAACGGGAAAGCGCACACACAGCAGUUUGAUAUUGGGCGCGUCAGACGGUGCCGGGUUUGAAUAUGCGGCAGCUCCCUUUGACCAGCAUCGCUAGCUGUGUGCGGUGGAGCUGAGCUGAUCGGUGUGGUGUGGAUGGAUCUAAUCUGCCUCCUUGGUAUAUAUGAAACCCCUGCACUGUCACCUAAACCUCUCCUUUCCCCUCCGCUCGUCCGGUUCAGAGGUGCCAGCAGGUAGCUCCUUGUUGCCAAGUAGCGGAGACCAUGAGGUGCGCAGGGAGCCUUCUUCUCCUGCUGCUUCUGCUCUCCCUGUCUGCCUCCACCGCCGAAGCAAACAACAAGGAGAGCUUGGGCGACAACGCGGUACCCUUGACCGGCCGGGGAUGGCACCUGAGAGGACGGAGGUCAAUGGCGGCUCGAGGGCAUGGAGGAGCGGGGAGUGAUGAGGCCGUGGGCGCCAGCAACACAGGAGCAAAUGAAGAAGCAGAUCAUACGUCUGCUGAAUUUGUACAUGAUGAGGGUAAACAGAGCAAGGGAUCAGCAGCUCGGCCCGUGCUUCAGGGAGCAAGCGGCCAUCGUCAUCGUCACCAUGGCGGCGACGCGGCCUCCAUGGCGUCCGACAUGCUGAGGAUGGACUACUCCGUCUCCGUGGACGUCCACAGCCGACGGCCCAUCAACAACGACGCUCCGUUGGAUGAGCUCGCGGAGAAGAAGCCUUAGUUAGCUGCCGGUCGACACACGCGAGAAGAUGCGACUCGAUCCUAUUGCAAUAAGAUACAGAUAGUGACAUAGUGUUAGGCUAGCUAGUAGGGGCCAUUAGCUAGCACAUGGUUAGCUUAUUAGUUAGGGAGGGAGGGACUCUCCGGGCCGCACGUAGAGCCCAUGCCCGACCCUCGAUCGAUGGAGCAGAUCGAGGUGAGUUGGAUGGGCAGUUUUGGUUGCGCCGUGCUCGGAGAGGUAGUAGCGUCUGUAAUCUGUCAGCAGCAACAUCUCUGAAGCUGCAGAGAAUGUAACGCAUGAUAUACUUCAGGUUU